AUGUGCAUUCUGGCAUUUUUGAUUCGUCUUGCACUUCUCAUAUAUGGAGAAUGGCAAGACGCGAAUUUCCAAGUGAAAUACACUGACAUUGAUUAUAAAGUAUUCACAGACGCCGCGCGUCUUGUUACUCAAGGCGAAAGCCCUUACGAACGUAGCACCUAUCGCUACACUCCACUCCUAGCUUUCCUUCUCACUCCUAACAUACACAUUCACCCCAUAUUCGGUAAACUUAUUUUUGUCUUAGCCGACUUUUUCGUUGGCGUUCUCCUUUACAGGAUCCUAAGACUCCGUGGACUGCCUGAGGAACGCUCUGUUAUAUACUCGUCGUUAUGGCUACUAAAUCCGAUAGUGGCUAAUAUAUCAACCCGUGGGAACGCAGAAAGUCUGCUUGGGGCUUUGGUAUUACUCACUCUAUAUUGGGUAUUAACAAAGCGUUUUGUGGCAGCUAGUAUUUUAUAUGGUUUCGCUGUGCAUUUCAAAAUUUACCCGAUAAUUUAUGUUGGGUCUUUACUGAUUUUAUUGGAUGAUGAAGAUUAUUGGGGAAUUCGGCGAAAAGGCAAAGAAAAGGCGUAUCCACGAUGGACUAGGCAAUAUUGGACCGGGCAAGCAGGCAUGUUUGUUACUUGGACACGUAUCAAAUUUGGAUUAAUUAGUGGCGGCGUGUUUUUCUUGUUGAAUGGUGUAAUGUAUUACCUAUAUGGUCAAGAAGUUCUCCAAGAAACAUAUCUUUACCAUUUGAUCCGUAAAGACCAUCGCCAUAAUUUUUCAUUAUGGUUUUACUACAUCUAUCUCACCUACAACAAUUUCGGAUCUUCGAGUAUAUUGUCUUUGUUGAGUUGGCUAACAACUUUACAGAUUUCCUCGGUGAUGUUGUUGGGUUUAGUUUUUGGCAAAGAUAUUUUCUUUGCGUGUUUUGUGCAAACGUUUGUGUUUGUCGUGUAUAAUCGAGUUUGUACUUCACAGUAUUUCAUGUGGUAUAUUUGUUUAUUCCCGUUGAUCAUUCCAUCAUCCACCAUCACUUUCCGAUACAAAGGUCUACUUAUGUUGAUCGCGUGGGUUGGGACACAGACUCUCUGGUUGUAUCAAGCGUAUCAACUAGAAUUCCAAGGUGAAAACACAUAUUUUGCAAUAUGGAUGUCAAGUCUGGCAUUUUUCGCCGCAAAUGUAUGGUGUCUAAUUGAACUUAUUAAACAUCAUAUCUAUGAGCCGGUGUUUGAAUUAGGACAAAUAAGGAAAGUUUGGGAGCGAUGGCCUCUUCUGAAUAAUAUUGGUAAUGCUAAUGGCAAAGGAGAAAUUAAUGGCGACUAUGACGAUGAGGAUAAUGAAAUGUUUUUUUAG
Molecule: messenger RNA, 1338 nt
Organism: Ambispora gerdemannii
Lineage: Eukaryota; Fungi; Glomeromycota; Glomeromycetes; Archaeosporales; Ambisporaceae
Source: the annotation of a GenBank genome assembly